AUGACGAAAUACACCUCACACUCUCCCCUUCCGUCUGCCAAUUCACACGAAAUAAAACACAAUCUCGUGGCUUCAUUACAGAUAGGUGUUACAGUCUACGACUUACACGAAAACAACACCGCCCACACGCCCAAGGUCACCACCGCCCACACACCCAAGGUCACCACCGCCCACACGCCCAGGUACAGGCGAGCCAGGCACCACGAGCCCAAGGUCACCACGCCCGACGCCCAAGGUCAACCGCCACAGACAAGGUCACCACCGCCCGCAGCCCAAGGUCACACGCCCGCAGCACCAAGGUCACCACCGCCGGGCACGCCAAGUGAGCACCGACCGCCCACACGCCAAGGUCACCACGCCGCACGCCCAAGGUCACAGAGACACAAGGACCGCGACGCAGGUCAGAGCCAGGAGAGACUGAAGUUAUCACCAAAAGUACAUCUGUAUCAUAGUCAUACAUUACUCCCCCCACGAAGCAACACCGCCCGCACGCCCAAGGUCACCACCGCCCGCACGCCCAAGGUCACCACCGCCCGCACGCCCAAGGUCACCACCGCCCGCACGCCCAAGGUCACCACCGCCCGCACGCCCACGGUCACGCCCACGCCCACGACGUAG
This is a messenger RNA of Penaeus monodon (black tiger shrimp), 618 nucleotides long. RefSeq names its product proteoglycan 4-like. The transcript is spliced from 4 exons. The coding region runs from base 1 to 618 and encodes 205 amino acids. NCBI's taxonomy places the organism in Eukaryota, Metazoa, Arthropoda, Malacostraca, Decapoda, Penaeidae. The record is from RefSeq and is a predicted model, not a curated record.